CUGGAGCCGCGGAGCCUCGGAGUCCCAGUGCCCCGCGAGUAGCGUAGAGCCCGCGGGCCCGGCGAACAAAGCGACCGUGGGGCGGGUAGCUCAGGCGCGGGACGCAGGGACCGAGCGACCCGCUGCGCCUUUGUCUCGGGUGGGGCAGGAGCAGCGGCCGGAGCGGGGCGCCCCGAACGCAGAAUGCGGCGCCCAGAGGGGCGGAUCGAAGAGCGCUGCGGCGGCAGGAGGUGUGGAGCCCGGGCCGGAGCCCGAGCGCACUUGUGUGUGUGAAGGGGGGACCCGGCACGCUGCCCCGAGAGCGCCUAGUGGCCGCACGUGGGCGGGAGCCGCGGCCCGCUAGUAGCCCGAGGAGGAGGAGGAGGAAGAGGAGGGCCGUGUGGCGGCGCAGCGGGGACCCGGGGCCGCCUGCGCGAAGCCCCGCCCCGGCGGCCGAGCCCCGCGCGGGCGGUCGGGAUGCUCCGCGGUCACCGCACUUUGCCGGAGCGCUGCCCUGAGCCAGCUGGCCCAGCGGCCGCGGCGGCGAGCGCACGGGCGCCGCGGGCGCCAUGGAGCAGUGGCGGCAAUGCGGCCGCUGGCUCAUUGACUGCAAGGUCCUGCCGCCCAACCACCGUGUCGUGUGGCCCUCGGCGGUGGUCUUCGACCUGGCGCAGGCGCUGCGCGACGGCGUCCUUCUGUGCCAGCUGCUGCACAACCUCUCCCCCGGCUCCAUCGACCUUAAGGACAUCAACUUCCGGCCGCAGAUGUCCCAGUUCCUGUGUCUGAAGAAUAUUCGCACCUUCCUCAAAGUCUGCCACGACAAAUUUGGACUAAGGAACAGUGAGCUGUUUGACCCUUUCGACCUCUUUGAUGUCCGAGACUUCGGAAAGGUCAUCUCUGCAGUGUCCCGUCUGUCCCUGCACAGCAUCGCGCAGAGCAAAGGGAUCAGGCCUUUUCCAUCAGAGGAGACGGCUGAAAACGAUGACGAUGUCUAUCGGAGUCUGGAAGAGCUGGCUGACGAGCAUGACCUGGGUGAGGACAUCUACGACUGUGUCCCGUGUGAAGAUGAAGGAGAUGACAUUUAUGAGGACAUCAUCAAGGUGGAGGUGCAGCAGCCCAUGAUCAGAUACAUGCAGAAAAUGGGACUAACCGAGGACGACAAGAGGAGCUGCUGCUUGUUAGAGAUUCAGGAGACCGAGGCCAAGUACUACCGCACCCUGGAGGACAUUGAGAAGAACUACAUGGGUCCCUUGCGGCAGGUGCUGAGCCCCGUGGACAUGGCCGCCAUCUUCAUCAACCUGGAGGACCUCAUCAAGGUGCACCACAGCUUUCUGCGAGCCAUCGAUGUGUCCAUGAUGGCUGGUGGCAGUACCCUGGCCAAGGUCUUCCUGGAGUUUAAGGAACGGCUCCUGAUCUACGGAGAGUACUGUAGCCACAUGGAGCAUGCUCAGAGCGCACUGAACCAGCUCCUCGCCAGCCGAGACGACUUCAGGCAGAAAGUGGAGGAGUGCACACUCAAGGUCCAGGAGGGCAAGUUCAAGCUGCAAGAUCUGCUGGUGGUGCCCAUGCAGCGGGUGCUCAAGUACCACCUGUUGCUCAAGGAGCUCCUGAGCCAUUCCGCAGACCGGCCUGAAAGACAACAGCUCAAAGAAGCACUGGAAGCCAUGCAGGACUUGGCCAUGUAUAUCAAUGAAGUGAAACGGGACAAGGAGACCUUGAAGAAGAUUAGUGAGUUCCAGUGCUCCAUAGAAAACCUGCAAGUGAAGCUGGAAGAAUUUGGGAGGCCGAAGAUUGACGGGGAGCUGAAAGUUCGGUCCAUAGUCAACCACACCAAGCAAGACAGGUACCUGUUCCUGUUUGACAAGGUGGUCAUCGUGUGUAAGAGGAAGGGCUACAGCUAUGAGCUGAAGGAGGUUAUUGAACUGCUCUUUCACAAGAUGACUGAUGACCCCAUGCACAACAAAGACAUCAAGAAGUCUCAUGGGAAGAUGUGGUCCUAUGGCUUCUACCUGAUUCACCUCCAAGGGAAGCAAGGCUUUCAGUUCUUCUGCAAGACGGAAGACAUGAAGCGGAAGUGGAUGGAGCAGUUCGAGAUGGCCAUGUCAAACAUCAAGCCAGACAAGGCCAAUGCCAACCAUCAUAGUUUCCAGAUGUACACGUUUGACAAGACCACCAACUGCAAAGCCUGCAAGAUGUUCCUCAGGGGUACCUUCUACCAGGGAUACCUGUGUACCAGAUGUGGUGUCGGGGCACACAAGGAGUGCCUGGAGGUGAUGCCCCCCUGCAAGAUGAGUUCGCCUGCAGAUGCGGACGCUCCCGGAGCAGGACUAGGUCCCAAGAUGGUUGCCGUGCAGAAUUACCAUGGUAACCCAGCCCCUCCCGGGAAGCCCGUGUUGACCUUCCAGACAGGGGAUGUGAUAGAGCUGCUCCGGGGUGACCCCGAUUCUCCUUGGUGGGAGGGGAGGCUGGUUCAAACUCGGAAGUCAGGGUAUUUCCCCAGCUCAUCUGUGAAGCCCUGCCCAGUGGAUGGAAGGCCGCCUGUUGGCCGCCCGCCAUCCCGGGAGAUCGAUUACACUGCAUACCCGUGGUUUGCUGGCAACAUGGAACGGCAGCAGACGGACAAUCUACUCAAGUCUCAUGCCAGUGGGACCUACCUCAUCAGAGAGCGUCCAGCAGAGGCAGAACGCUUCGCCAUCAGCAUCAAGUUCAAUGAUGAAGUGAAACACAUCAAGGUGGUGGAGAAAGACAGCUGGAUCCACAUCACGGAAGCUAAGAAGUUUGAGAGCCUCCUGGAGCUGGUGGAGUACUACCAGUGCCACUCACUCAAGGAGAGCUUCAAGCAGUUGGACACUACACUCAAGUUCCCCUACAAGUCUCGGGAGCGCGCCGCCACCAGGGCCUCAAGCCGAUCUCCAGCUUCCUGUGCUUCCUACAACUUUUCUUUUCUCAGUCCUCAGGGCCUCAGCUUUGCCCCCCAGGGCCCCUCUGCUCCCUUCUGGUCAGUGUUCACACCGCGGGUCAUCGGCACAGCCGUGGCCAGGUACAACUUUGCUGCACGAGACAUGCGGGAGCUGUCACUGCGGGAAGGUGACGUGGUGAAGAUCUACAGCCGGAUCGGUGGGGACCAGGGCUGGUGGAAGGGCGAGACGAACGGGCGGAUCGGUUGGUUUCCUUCGACAUACGUGGAAGAGGAAGGCAUCCAGUGAGGGCGAGACCUGGACAGAACCCACAGAUGCUCUUGGGAGUCUCCCCAGCUCUGAAGUCCACCUCUGGCUUCUCCGUAGCUCUGGGAACUGCCUGCUAAGCCUGCAGCUGUUAUGGCCCCUAGGGAUGGGGAGGGUGUCCCACCAUCACCUGCCCUAGGUGGCCUGUGCCUGGGUACAUUCCUUGUACAUAGAGGAGAUCCGUGCUGGCCACACCCAGAGCACCAAGGAUGGGGAGCUCAGGCCAUAUGGCCAAGCAUGUGUGGAUGACAGCAAAGGUCAGAAGCUACUGCCUGCCCCUCUGGUUUAGAUGGUUGCUCAGGAGCCCAGACCUCGACUCAUGGUGUGCCAGGGAGGGCUGGGGACAACAGGGGGUCCCUUCCCAGGCCCAUCUGCUGCCCCACACUGAUCUGCCUGUCUUUUCUGCUGCUCUCUAGAGUGUGUGUCAGGUUUCGGGAGGCAGGCAGGACCAGAGCCAAGCUGUGCUGUAGCACACACCAGGCCCAGCUGGGAGAGAGCUUGCACAGGGGCCGCUGGAUCACGCUAGCUCUGGAGAUUUCCCUGGCUGCCUCCCUUCCUGACACAGCAGGGUCCUGCUGCGUGCUAACUGGGCAGGCCCCUCCCUCACGAGGGACCUUCGGAACGAUGACAUUGCUGACCCACCCUCAGCCCACCCAGUCAGUGGUACUGCUCUUUGCUUGUUGAAGCCCCUUUCCUGAGCCAGGAAACAGGUCUUCUCUGCCCUGCUGCCAGGGGGGACACAUCUGUGAACCCCGAAGGGCAGGGUAGAAAACCAGGUUCCCCUCCCUGCUCGCUGCCUCUUGGGUCUUCUGCACUCUAAACCAUGCUCACUAGGAGUCUGCUGGCCUUUGCACUAGAUGCUAGUUUGAGCCCUUGACUGGUAUCCCACAAGGAUUCCUGCAGCCCACACACUGGGCUUAUGGCCAGCUCAAAAUAAGUGCUCUUGGGGGUCUCCGCCCUUUCACUUCUUCUCCUGGUGCUUCCUGGCCUUUGACCUCUGCUUGCUUGGCCAGCCCUCUUUCCACCCGGUGGAGUUCUGAGCGGAAGCUUAUGUGAAGACACACACACAGACUCUUGGGCCCUUUCCCCUCAUCCAGCUGCCCAUUCCUGGAUGAGUAGGAGCCAAGGUUAGGGACACUGUCCCUCUGUCCCCAACGGAGUGGGACAAUGCACUACUUGCUCCUGGGACAUUUUCCAGAGUUGGCUUAUGUCCUCCAGCUUGGUGUCCACACAGAACAUGCUAGGAUGUUAGGGGAGGCAGAGAGGGAUUCGGAGAAGGGGAGCAGCAGGAAGAGAGAGACACCUUGGAAAGCCUCAGCCAUGAGAAACUGGGAGUGAAGGGUUUGGAAAGGGCCGGGGCUCGGGCCACCUACACUGCUCCUCGGCCCAGCCUGCCCAGUGCAAGUGCAGACCGUGGGGAGGGCUCUGUCGGCAGGAACCAUACGAACGCCCUCACGUCAGUCACGACACCCUGUGCUUUAGGUUUCGUUUCGUUUGUUUGUUUUUCUGUUGUAGCCUUUUUUCCUUUUUUGUCCCGUUACAUUUUGUUUUGCCUGUUCGUAUUUUAGAAGGGGGGAAAGUUGUAAUUAUUUCAUCUAAAUCUCCCAUUAUAUAUCUGUGAAUAAGAGAUUCUAUGAUAGCAGAAGGAUGUAUAUUUUAGCUUGUCAUGACGCGUCAUGAUAACGAAGGACACUGAGAAAGAGGAUACUCCAGAGCCCCGUUCUUGUGAAUGUUUUGUGUUUGUUUUGACAUGUGUGUUUGGUUUGGGUUUUUUUGUUUUUGUUUUUGUUUUUGAGCUGCACUGAGCAGGGUGCUGGGCGGGCUGGGGCAUGGGCACCUCUGCAGGAGACUGGACACCGACUAAGGACUGGGGGCCUGAGAUCAGCUGUGAACAUUUGCAGCACAAUGCAUGCAAGUCAGGGAUGUGGGGGUCCCACAGCCAGCAGCACCCCCUGAUGGAACAACUGUACAUUUGCCAAUGGGUUUUCCCCACAAGACUACGGUUUUUACUACAAAUAAACUUACGUUCUAUUCUGCA
This is a messenger RNA of Rattus rattus (black rat), 5241 nucleotides long. It is a transcript of the gene Vav2, whose product is annotated as vav guanine nucleotide exchange factor 2. Bases 549 to 3185 code for a protein of 878 amino acids. Gene Ontology annotation, molecular function: protein binding; guanyl-nucleotide exchange factor activity. The record is from RefSeq and is a predicted model, not a curated record. Gene Ontology annotation, cellular component: cytoplasm. NCBI's taxonomy places the organism in Eukaryota, Metazoa, Chordata, Mammalia, Rodentia, Muridae. The transcript is spliced from 30 exons. Gene Ontology annotation, biological process: intracellular signal transduction; regulation of GTPase activity; cell migration.